AUGUACUACCAGAAUGUCGGGGGUUUAAACUCCUGUAUAGCAGAUUAUCUGCUCGCCAGCUCUUGUUCCUGCUACGACGUUGUCGCUUUCACGGAAACAUGGCUGAACGACCGUACUAUCUCGAGUCAGAUAUUUGGACCAGAUUACGUUGUUUUUCGUUGUGACCGCAGUCCCCGUAAUAGCAAGAAGAACACUGGGGGUGGAGUUUUAAUUGCUGUUAAAUCCAAUUUCCAUGCACUGCUUAUUGACGAUGACUCCUGGCACGACUUGGAACUUGUGUGGACCCGCAUCGAUCUUGGCAACCGAAAACUCUACGUAUGCGUGCUGUACCUGCCCCCUGAUCGCACACGAGAUGUCGCCCUGGCGGAGUCUCUUUCUCGCUGCAUAUCGAAAGUGAGUUCUCUCUGCGCCCCCGAAGACGAUAUUCUCGUCAUUGGUGACUUCAAUAUGCCCGGUUUGAAGUGGUGCUCCAACCAUGGUAGCUUUUUGUACCCGGAUCCUGUGCGGUCUACAUUCUCGGCGCCUUCAAACAUCAUACUAGACUCCCUGAGUACGGCAACCUUGCGUCAAAUUAACAGAGUUACUAACGAAAACGGCCGUAUGUUGGAUCUCUGCUUUGCUAGCGAUGGGUCUCGCGUUCCGACCAUUGAAUCGGCUCCUGCUCCGUUCGUUAAGGCAGUUCAGCAUCAUCCAGCUCUAAUGGUUUCGCUCGAGGUCACCGGAUUGCAUGCUUCUGUCGAAAAAUCAGCACCCUUCUAUCUCGACUUCAAGAAAGCGGAUUUCGAUGCUAUCUCCCAUAUCCUGGUCACCAUCGACUGGGAAUCUGAACUCAAUCUAUUGAAUCCCAAUGCUGCGGCCGAAACCUUUUCGCAUAUCUUAAAUUACGUUAUCGACCGCCACGUGCCAAAGCGAACGACUUCCGGGAAUUCGCGGACUCCUUGGUUUACGAAGGAACUGCGUCGACUGAAGACGGCGAAGAGAUGUGCUCUUAGAAAUUACCAUAAGCUCAAAUUCUCCCAAACUAAGGAUGUAUAUCGUAGACUGAACUCCGCUUAUAAAAAAGCUAGUAAGCGUUGUUACCAAAAUUAUCUUUUUCGAGUACAACGUAACCUCAAGGCCAACCCAAAAUCGUUCUGGAAGCAUGUUAAAAGUCAGCGGAAUGAACCUGGUAUUCCAACUCAAAUGUUUCUGGAUGGCAACACUGCGAACUCUGAAGGCGGAAUAUGUGCUCUCUUUGCUCAAAAAUUCUCGAGUACCUUUGCUACUGCUUCAACAUCCCGAGAACACGUGGAGAAAGCUGUUAGGAAUGUUUCACCACUCGGCUUCAGCAUGAGCACGAUUGUUGUUGAGGAUGCGGUCAUAUCUAAAGCAGCGGCAAAGCUCAAAAAUUCCCUCUCUACUGGCCCGGACGACUCAUCUUCCAAGCUUGUCUUGACAGCGCCACCUACCCUUCACUGUGGAAGGAAGCCUACAUGUUUCCAGUCCAUAAAAAGGGGGACCGAAGAGAUAUCAACAACUAUAGAGGAAUUUCUGCUUUAUGUGCAAUCUCCAAACUAUUCGAAUUAG
This is a messenger RNA of Uranotaenia lowii, 1566 nucleotides long. RefSeq lists its product as uncharacterized. NCBI's taxonomy places the organism in Eukaryota, Metazoa, Arthropoda, Insecta, Diptera, Culicidae. The record is from RefSeq and is a predicted model, not a curated record. The transcript has 2 exons. The coding region runs from base 1 to 1566 and encodes 521 amino acids. Gene Ontology annotation, molecular function: catalytic activity.